Molecule: messenger RNA, 362 nt
Organism: Acanthoscelides obtectus
Lineage: Eukaryota; Metazoa; Arthropoda; Insecta; Coleoptera; Chrysomelidae
Source: the annotation of a GenBank genome assembly
UAUACAAAAGAGCUGAACCCACUAAUCGCUCUUGUAACAUAGUGGAGCACAGCCAAGUUUUUAUCCUCUUUAGAUGGGAAAAACUUAUUUCAGAUGUCGCAAGACUUCCCCGCAAGCAAUGAAAUCAAUAGUUGUAGGCAUCUAUUAAUUGAAGGAAAAAUGUUUUCAUCACAUGAUAAAUACAGUGACAUUCCACUGUCUGUAACUAUGUUCGGUCUGUCAAUUUGCCUGCUUGUUAUUCUUGGCACAGUCAGUUUAGUACCCAGGGUUUCAUGUGAUUUCAUUAUACAUGCGUUUUUCGGAAUUUGCGCGUCUUGAAUUGUGAAUUGUUUUUGAUUGUAAAAUCUUACUCAGGUUGACUG